AUGGCAGCUACGGUAUUGGGAAAGCGGCAGCGUACUGCUGUGGAUAUUGAGGACACUCUGCCUCUUCGUUCUAGUAGCAAGCGCCGAGCUCGUACACCUAAGAUUCAUGAAGAAGAUAGCAACACCCAGACUUCUUCUAUUCGCCUCAGAUCUAGGGUUAUCGAAAGUUGCGAACCACAAUACACGAACCAGAUCAGCGCCAAAGUUUCAACCAACGGUAAUAGUCGUUCGAAACGUAAUGUUCAGAACAACGAUACCUUAUCACCAUCAAAGAGCGACACGCACCUUAAGCCCACGAAGCCACUGGACGCCGAAAAUGUUGUGGUCUCUGAGUUUCGCACUCCUCAGUCGAAGCGGUUUCGCGAUGCGCUUGCCAACUCUCCUCCAGUCACUCCUAAGCAUCGUGUCCAGGUCGUGGGAAAAUCCUUGACACCUCGCACACCUCGUCAUGCUGGCACUCCAGUAGGUGCGAACACAGUCUACACCCCGGCCAGACAAAUGUUUGCACGAAGCGCAAAUCCUGGACGUCUGAUCGGAAGGGAGAAGGAGCGCGCUGAACUCUCGAAAUUUAUUGAAAACGGCAUGCAAUCACGAAAAGGAGGCUGUAUUUACAUUAGUGGGCCUCCUGGAACCGGCAAAAGCGCAAUGAUCGAUGAAGUGUGUCGGGAUCUGAAUGUGGAUGCUGUUGUCAAAUCCGCGCAUGUCAACUGUGUGAGUAUGCGCGCUGCACGAGACAUCUAUGGAAAACUUGUCGAGUCUCUGUGCGAUGACUGCGACGUGUUUUCAGUGAGUGAGAUUGAAAAACUCAGGAGCAUGUUUGUUCCCACCAAAAAGUCGAAAGACUUAUAUUUGGUGACAUUAGAUGAGAUUGAUCAUCUUCUUACCGCCGAUCCAGAAAUUCUCUAUUCCCUCUUCGAGUGGUCACUGAACAGCAAGUCGAAGCUGCUCUUGAUUGGUAUCGCCAACGCUUUAGACCUUACGGAUCGUUUUCUGCCUCGUCUCAAGGCAAACAAUUUGAAACCCAUCCUGCUUCCAUUCUUGCCCUAUAGUGCAGCUCAGAUCGCCAACGUUAUUAAUACCCGUUUGCGAUCACUAGUACCCGAGAGUGAGGCCAAAGCGAGCGGUGACUUUGUUCCUUUCGUUCAGCCAGCAGCUAUACAGUUGUGUGCGAAGAAAGUUGCUUCCCAAACAGGUGAUCUACGCAAGGCUUUUGAUCUGGUGAAACGGGCCAUCGAUGUCAUCGAGCAAGAGACUCAAACCAAGUUAGAUAAAGAGAGUUCUAUUCCGGAAAGCCCAUCGAAGCAUGCCCUUGCAGAAAAUGCCAACCUAUCAUCACCUCCCAAGACACCUGCCUCGACACGCACUCUAGCCAAUGCGUAUACUGCUCUCACGGCGCCUAGAGCAUCGAUCGCUCACGUUGCUCGUAUCACUGCUGCAGUCUUUGGUCAAGGUACUACACAGCGCCUUCAGGGAUUGAAUCUACAGCAAAAAGCAGCCUUGUGUGCUUUGGUGGCACUCGACCGAAAGCGACGUAACAUGGAGAUUUAUGCUACGCCGUCCAAGUCCAGAGUGAACGCACCCACUGUGCGAGAGCUCUUUGAUACCUAUUGCUCGUUGUGCCGCAGUGACAAUAUUCUCCAUCCCCUUACUGCAACGGAGUUCAAGGAUGUUGUGGGUAGUCUGGAGACAUUGGGUCUUGUUGGAGAAUUUCAGGGUCGUGGUCGUGGUGGUACUAUUGCCGGCGGGUCAGGGAUCCUCCGCACACCAUCUAAGAGUGGAAGCAGUUCCUCGACUCCUUCCAGAGGAAGCGAUGAGAAAGGUUUAGCUUGUUUUGUGACUGAAAAAGAGAUUGUAAGCCAGAUUUCUGGACCAGGUGAGGGUAUUCUUAAAGCAUUGCUUGCGGGUGAUUGUCUAUAG
Talaromyces stipitatus ATCC 10500 is the source of this 1917-nucleotide messenger RNA. Its product is annotated as cell division control protein Cdc6, putative. Lineage: Eukaryota; Fungi; Ascomycota; Eurotiomycetes; Eurotiales; Trichocomaceae. Bases 1 to 1917 code for a protein of 638 amino acids. Gene Ontology annotation, cellular component: nucleus. The transcript has 3 exons. Gene Ontology annotation, molecular function: DNA replication origin binding. Gene Ontology annotation, biological process: cell division; mitotic DNA replication checkpoint signaling; DNA replication initiation. The record is from RefSeq and is a predicted model, not a curated record.